GCUUUGCAGAACCGACUGCUUCAUGGCUUCUCCUAGCAAGGCCGUGAUUGUUCCCGGGAACGGAGGCGGGGAUGUGGCCACCCAUGGCUGGUAUGGCUGGGUGAAAAGGGAGCUGGAGCAGAUACCUGGUUUCCAGUGUUUGGCUAAAAACAUGCCCGACCCAAUUACGGCUCGAGAGAGCAUCUGGCUGCCCUUCAUGGAGACAGAGCUGCACUGUGACGAGAAGACCGUCAUCAUCGGCCACAGCUCUGGGGCCAUUGCGGCCAUGAGGUAUGCAGAAACACACCGAGUGUAUGCAACUGUGUUAGUGUCUGCAUACACAUCAGACUUGGGGGAUGAAAAUGAGCGUGCAAGUGGAUACUUCAACCGCCCCUGGCAGUGGGAGAAGAUCAAGGCCAACUGCCCUCACAUUGUGCAGUUUGCCUCCACUGACGACCCAUUCCUUCCCUGGAAGGAACAACAAGAAGUGGCCGAUAGGCUGCAAGCCAAACUGUACAAAUUCACCGACCGUGGUCACUUUCAGAACACAGAAUUUCAUGAACUGGUUACGGUGGUAAAAUCUUUCCUGAAAGUACCAGCAUAGACAGGAUGAUUCUGCUACUUUGCAUUCCAGUAUAAGGGUAGAGUAAUAAUGUCUACUGUCAGAUGAUUACUAAACAUAUAAACAUCCAGUUAAAUUCUAAAAGUGCCUGAAAAACAAACACAAGUUUCAGUGUAUAAUCUGUUACAAAUAGCAUUUCCAUUUUCCACAGAGUCUAAAACUCCCUCAAGACAGCAGUAUUUUCCCCAAAGGGGAAAAGGUAUGUAAGGACAUAUCAGCCACCCUUCUGUAUCAAAGUGAGUGAGAAACAACCCCAGUUUCCUGAUUCCUAUUCCAGUUAAAAACGAAGCUUUCAUGUAUGUUGCAGGCACUGCAUUCUUUUCCUCUUUGAAAUAAAGAGGUUUUAUUUUAUUGGGGAAAGAAAACAUGACUGAAAGUCCAGAGUAUUAGCAUCAAGCUCAAAAACUAGCUGCUGUUUCAAACAGGCUCAGGAGAGCAAACCCAGACUAGGGACUUUGCCUGGGACACCUGCCCUUCAGUCCUUUGGACAUGUUGGGAGAGACUGACAUGUAAGGAUGCUGCAUUGGGUCCGUCCAGGCCAGGCAGGAAGAAGCACAGCAUACAUAUGUAUGGAAUAUGAACAUAACUGGCCAGAUGUGCAUAAGACCAGCACGGCGGGGAUCGGGGAGAGCUAGUGCCCCGUCACAACUGCUGCUGUGUGGAAAUGGGGUAAGGUGUUGCCAAGUUUCUGGUUUUCUUGAGGGAAAAACCUUCACGUAUUAGUUUUUAAAUCUGGGGAAUGUAUAUAUAUGUAGCUACAAUCCAUGCAUACAUGAAUCCAGUCUACAUAUGGAUUGUUAGUUGGCAACAACAGUGUAAAUAAAAAAAUCGACAAAUACUGCAAGACAAAAUUCCAGCCAUCCACCUGUGAUCUUGGCCAUAUGCAUUAACUUAGCCAGGAGCUUUUAGAUGAUUGUCUAGAAAGCCAGAGAAAAGCCUCAGAUAACUAAAAAUGAACAUAAUGUUGAAGAUGGAAUUAUGGCAACUGUUUAGAUUUUGUGGCGAAGUUCUAGGUGUGUUUUAAAAGAAUUUUUCCACACCUCAUGCUUUGUAGAGUUUAGCCUUUCUAACAUUCACGGCCCCUGGGAUGCCUUUUGUGCACCAUUCCAUGGUUUUUCUUCUGAUCGUGCACCCUCAAAAACUUUUUCAUUUCUUGGCCAUUGUGAUCCCUAAAUAAUUUCCAGUAAAUUCACACUUGAUGUUAGAGCCUAAAUUUGCUGCAGAAAUGUGGUUUCCUGCACUGUUUAUGCCUAAAGAGGAUUCAGAGCCAUCAUUUAAAACAGAAAGUCUUUUGGUUUUUCAAUGUGCUUUGACAAAAAGUCAGGAAAGAUGCUGUCAACUCUGAACAGCAAUUAUCUUCAGGGAGUAGGAAUUUCGGUAGGUACAGUGUGGUGGAUUUUCCCAUUUUACUUGAUCCCCAGGGAGAUUAUUUGAAUUUGGUACACUGAACAUGUAUUACUUUUAUAAGUAACAUAAUUGAGAUUUAGAAUAACAUAUUUGACUAGUAAAAAGCAAAUUAGAUAAAUCAGUUGAAGAAUAAUGUUGUUCAAGAGGCUGUGAUUUGACCAAACCUAUAAUCAAGGUUUGAUUCCACCAGAAUUAUUAGGAAAUUAGACAUUGUAUUACUUUCUACCUUGUUUUAUGAAGUCCUUUCCUAAAAAGCUAUAAACGUAUACAAAUAACAGCAGUUCAUACAACUUUAUUGUCUUCUUCCUCUGUAGAAAUAAAAAAAUGUACAAUUGAGAAAGUCGAUUCUGAUACUCUUUAUUCCUAUAAAAGUAAUUAAGAUAGGCCCAUAUAAUUGUCGUGCUCUGCUGCCAAGUAAAGUAACCAGCCACGGAUAGCUAUAACAUUAAAAAUUCAGUUCUUCAGUCAAACUAGCCAUAUUUCAAGUGCUCAAGUCACUGGUGGCUAGUGAUUACCUUAUUGGGCAGCAGAUACAGAAUAUUUCUGUCAUUAUAGAAAGCCCUAUUGGACAGCACUGGUCUAGUGAUUACCUUGUUGGGCAGCAGACACAGAAUAUUUCCAUCAUGAUAGAAAGCUCUCUUGGACAGCACUGGUCUAGUGAUUACCUCAUUGGACAGCAGAUACAGAAUAUUUCUGUCAUUCUAGAAAGAUCUCUUGGACAGCAUUGCUCUAGUGCAUGUAUUUUAUAUUCUUUCCCUCACCUACCACCCAAGAAUGUAUCAUAGUUCAAAGUAAAGGUGACUCAAUUUGAAAUUUGACUAGUUUGCUUAGUUGAUUACCGUCAAAGUCAUGGGUCUAUAAGAUGUACUCACCACUAAACUGAGAUCUGGGGAGUUUCAUGGGAGAAUCUACAAAUUGUUCACAAAAAACCAGAAUCAUGGACUCUCAUGAUUUAUGUUUGAUUCUGUAUGGAUCAUCACUAAACACAGAAGGGCCUCAACAGACUCAGGGGAGUAUCCUCAGGUGAGCAAAAUACCUAAUACUAAAUGGAAAUCAACUGUAAGGAUGAGGAUUUUACUUAUAAUCUGAUAUUUUGGUGCUGUCAGGAGUCUAGAGUCCUACAAUUUGUUUUGGUCACAGUUUAUCCUUGUAGGAUAAAUAAUCCAUUUAACUAUUCAUCAGAGGUGCUGUAUUUUUAAAUUGUCGUCUUUUGUCUCCUUGUUAAUAUUCAGAAUUAAAAAUAUCCUAUGUGAAAAAAG
Molecule: messenger RNA, 3267 nt
Organism: Carlito syrichta (Philippine tarsier)
Lineage: Eukaryota; Metazoa; Chordata; Mammalia; Primates; Tarsiidae
Gene: RBBP9
Product: RB binding protein 9, serine hydrolase
Exons: 5
Coding region: 23-583 (186 amino acids)
Molecular function (GO): hydrolase activity
Source: RefSeq, a predicted model, not a curated record